Molecule: messenger RNA, 1737 nt
Organism: Esox lucius (northern pike)
Lineage: Eukaryota; Metazoa; Chordata; Actinopteri; Esociformes; Esocidae
Product: piggyBac transposable element-derived protein 4-like
Exons: 2
Coding region: 16-558 (180 amino acids)
Source: RefSeq, a predicted model, not a curated record
GUCCAUACUGCCACCAUGUCAGAAACCGGAAGGGUCGACCACCUGACAGGAGAGAGGAAGGUGAAACCUGACUGUGUGCAGGAAUACAACAAAAAGAUGGGAGCUGUUGAUAGGGUUUACAUGGUCAACAGCUUUGUGGAGUGUGCCCGCAAAACCACCAAGUGGUACAAGAAGAUAUUUUUCCAUCUUGUGGGCACUGCACUCUUCAACAGCCAUAUUGUACAUCGCCAUCUGACAGGUGAGGUUAUCACAUACCAAAAAUAUCGGGAGAACCUCAUGAGAGAGCUGCUGGAGGAGCAUCACAUCCCUCGCCGUCCACCCACAGGAGGCCGGCCUUCUGGUGACAACCCCCUGCGCCUCACUGCACAACAUUUCCCAGCUGAAAUGCCUCAGACAGAUGCCCAAGGCAGCCGAACCAGGAGGCACUGCAAAGUAUGUCUGUCCGAGACCAGGAGCAGGAAGCUGAGGAAGUUAACAAAGUACAUGUGUGUACCUUGUGACACACCCCUAUGUGUUACACCAUGCUUUGGGGAGUACCACACUCUCAAGCACUAUUGAGCAAUUAUAUUCCUUGUUCUGUUUUGUGUGGUCUUUUUUACUGCCGUGCAUGUUUUGUCUUCUAGUAAGUGUCUUAGUACCCAAAUAAAUUGUUAUUGUAAAAUGUAUUUAUAGUUAGUCUUUCGGGGGCAUAAGACUUUUUCACAGUACUGUAUUUCUAACUUUGUGCGUUAUUUAUAUUCCAGUUAGAGGAAUUGUAAAUAAAAAAAAAAAUUUCAGUGGAAUACUCUUAUGCAGUGUCGUCAAUACAGUUAACUCCUUUUCUUACUGUUUUUAAUUCCAAGAAAACUAUGCACAAGGCCACUGUAUUCAGACCGCCUCUUGAUCACAAUGAAAUUGGCUAUACAUACAUCGACAUGAAGAUCAUAACGUAAACCAACACAUUACUGUUUACAGUUUAUGCAAUUAUACAAUACUCACCAUUGUGUCGGAAAAAGAUCCAUAGUCACGAAUGCAUAGCCAGGUCCGGAAGGCGUUCAGCAAAUUCUCGUGUCCCAAAUAAUCUUAACGAUUUCAUAAAAGUUGACAGACCAUAAGGUUAACCUUAGCUAUACCCAACCUAGCUAACGUCAAUGCAUCGGCUAAGUACUUCACCUCUAACCUACCAACACCAACUGAAAAGUUUUAAAAAAAAUAUUUUCACUGCAUAUUGCACUGGGGUAGGCUAAAUGAAAUCCGCUACUGUGUUAAACGGGCUAAGCACUGUUUAACAUAAUAUUACAAUUUACACGAGUGCCAUGCUUUGCAGAUAAUGUGCUUUUAGCCACUACAGUAGUACAUUAGUUGAUGCAUUGAAAGAAAUACGCUGGCUAAUGGCUAGCUCAAGUAAAUUCUACACUGCAGAAGUUGUAUUGUCAAUGUAUUAUUUAGUUAGUGUUUUUAAAAUGAUUUACCUAUGUUAUUGCUGGUUGUCAUAUAGAAAUAUAAUUUUAAAUUGACUGGUCAAAAUAAAAAAAAGAACGAAAUAUAUAGCAAACAGCGUGGUUCUGGUAAACUGCAGCGAAUGGAGCUGCAGGUCAAUCCUGUGACGUCAUAAUCACAUUCUAGAACUCAGAGCUAACACUGAAAUCACACGCAAAAAAACUCACGCUGGGUUGCCUGGAAGAGAUAUUUGGAACUUACAAGUGAAAAGGCUAGAAAGAACACUUCAGUCGCAAGGAAAAGAAAAACCAUCAACGA